GUCCGACGCCAGGUUUCGGACGCGGUUCGAUGCCGGAAUUCGUACCCCGUCGAACGCCGGAUUUCGGACCCCGUCCGACGAGAGAUUUCGGACGCCGUCCGAACUCCGGGUCGGACCGCGGCUUCAGGCAAGAACUCCGGUGUCAGAGUGCUUCUUCUAUCCAAAGUCGGAACCAUCUCGCCGGCCACCCUAAAUCGCAUGGGAAACGAUGCUGCCAACGAUCCGGAUUUGAAACCAUCGCUCCUACCUUCUCCCUGUUAUUGUUUUCGGUCUGUGCUGGGAUUGGAUUAGUGAACGAAGAAGAUGAUGAUGGUGAACGCUGAGCCGAUGCCAAGAAUAGGGAACAAGAACGACGAAGAUGAUGAUUCCACGACGGGGCAGGGGAUGAAGAUAAAGUUUCAGUCACAGGCAAAGGAAAAAGACGACGGGAAGGCUAGCUAGCUGAGGGAGGAAAUCGUGGUGGUAGGGUGGUUUGCGGUCGGCGACAAACUUCUCCGCCGUGAGGGAGGUAAGUUUCGGCGGUCGUUGGAUGGUUUGUGGGAUAGGGUUUGUCCAAAGGGCAGGGUUUAAAAAGGGUAAAAGUGUAAUUUUUUUUGUAAAAAUACAAGCGGCAAAUAGUAAAUUUACUAGCGGCAAAUAGUAGUUCAGUAAAAAAGGCAGUGGUUACACACUAUGUUGUCACUAGCUCUAGUAUCUAGAAUCCAUGUAUUAUUGUCAUAGACAUUAUUUGAAAUGGAGAGAGUGAUGUUACCUGUCAUUGGAUUCUUUCCAUUGUUUCUGACAGUGAUUGAGUUGACUUGAGCAUUCGGAGUUUGUUAGAACCUGAACUUCCUCCAAGUGCCUGCUACAUACUAGGUUGAUUGAAACAAACAUUACAAACAUGAAUAAAUAAUAUUACAAAUCGAUUUUACAAAUAUCACAAACAAGAUUAAGAAACAUUACAAAUUAGAACGACAAAACCUUGAAUUUUUUUUUGUGUCUUACCAUUUCUGUGAAUCACACCACUCUUGUAAAAAAUUGUGGGGCAUGUAGUUUUGAAUUUUGUAGCCAAACCUGACCAUUAGAAUAUAAAUAGCGCCUAAUUGGUAUAAGGUGUCCAGUGGGUUGUGGGCGUCUCUACGGUGAGUUCCCUGCACCCUAGCGGAUCGCCUUCAAUGGAUCCUUACUUUCGAUAUUGGCCGUCGAUUUCUUCAAAACAGAAAAUACGAUGAAUCUCCUCUGGUUCUCCCCCAAUUUCCCUACGAAGACACGAUGUAGGCUAGGCAAGUCACCAAACCUUCUCCCUUUCCUCUCCUCCACCGGUGUUUUGUCUCCCAGAGAAGAGAUCAGUACAUUCGUCUCUGCAUCAUCCUUGCAACGCCGAUUACAUGAGUCGCUUCGCCGUUGAUUCCUUUGGUUGGGUGCACGAGGGUUUCAGUUUUUUUCUUCAGCAGUUUCUGGGUUCUGGUGCUGCGGCUUCUCCUCUUGGAUCUGGAAGGAGCGCAGUUGAAUUAGACCAGAGGCCCGAAAUCGAUUUGUUUUAGAAAGGAGAAGAGGUCGUUUUCUCCAUUUUUCAGCUGACCGUUGCCACGGUCUGACCUGGUGAGACCUUGAUUCAUAAGAGGGGAAAUCAAAGCGACCAAGUCAUGAACCCGCUGAUUUCUGCCGACAACCAUCUGGCCAACAUAGUGUACCGACUUGACACAAAGGACUUUGAUUGGAUUCAGAUUGGAGGGGUUGGAUGGUCGAAAUGGAGACUUAGCAGCUUCAACUUAGUAGCAGCUUGAUUCAUUGGGCGAUCUAGAGAGGCAGAGGGAGGUAAGAAGGGUCAUAUCACUGAAAUUUAAUUUCUUGAGGCCUUCUCAGUUAAACUAGAAAUAAUUGUUACCUGAAUUAGCUUGCCAUGCAUAUAAUUUGAACUUGAGGAUGUUCCUUUUGGGUUUUAUUUGAUAAAGUAAACCGUUCAUAAAAGCUUAAUUGGAACCUUGAUAGGUGUCAUUAAUAGUCAAUGGAUGUUUUGGUCGCAUGCCCCUUCCAUGCGAUUCAUAUUUUGAUUUUGUAAUCUUUACAUGAGAUUUGCAAUGGAAUUUAUUAUAUCUUUCAAUCCUUCCUCAUGCUUGAUUCUAGAGAAAAGAAAUUGGAGAUAGAAUCUUGCAAAUUGGAAUAACAAAGUUAAGCAGUGGUAUAUUUUGAAUUCAGUGUGGAAAUAUCAUUCUUCCAUAGAGCUCAAUCUGUCUUGCAGAUUCUUCUAUUCAUUCACUUGAUGAGCUGCUAAUGGCCUCUUUCAAAUUGAUAAACUUUUCAAUAGAUUAGGUCUAUUAUGUGCUAUAUAGUUGUUUCUGCUAUUCUCAUUGUGUAUCUUAUGCAUUUUCUCUUAGCUUCUGCUAACACAUUAACCAUAAACCCUUACUUCCACGGGAAGUUGUUUAACAGGCUAUUAGGCUGGACUUCAUUGCUAUUAUUCUCUCAUUGUCUUGAUUGCAGGCUAUCACUAAACUUGGGACCAAUGAUAUUGCUAGGAAGCUGAGGAAAAGCUGAUUUGUCAUAGGUGUUGAUUCUUGCUUCAUAAUUGUAGUUUGAUGUCAUCAAUUCGUGUGGGAUUUGGUUACCGUUAGGCAUAUAUAGGUAGAAGUGAAUGGGCUAGGAAGUUAUGAAAAGCAAGAACUGUAUGAGUGUGUAAGGAUUGACAGACAUUGCAGUUAACCAUGGAAGUUUACAUUAGUACCAAGUGAAAUCAAAUUUUAUAAACUGUCUAAUAUCUU
Linum trigynum is the source of this 2741-nucleotide messenger RNA. Lineage: Eukaryota; Viridiplantae; Streptophyta; Magnoliopsida; Malpighiales; Linaceae. The record is from the annotation of a GenBank genome assembly.